Candidula unifasciata is the source of this 330-nucleotide messenger RNA. The record is from the annotation of a GenBank genome assembly. NCBI's taxonomy places the organism in Eukaryota, Metazoa, Mollusca, Gastropoda, Stylommatophora, Geomitridae.
AUGGCCUCAGGUUCAGGAAAUCGAGUACAGUACGGUGUGUUUGUGGGACCUCUCAGAUGUCAGGACGUUCAUCCUAACGAAUUAGCCCGGCGCGUCUACCGGCUCAUGAUGGGCAUUGGUCUCAGUGUGGAACACAUUGACAAAAUCAGCUUGAACACCGACAAGGGAUACGCCAGGGUUGGACUGUUUGAAAUCGACUGUGAGAACUAUGUAGUUGAGCGCUGCGGGGAAUUUAAAUAUUUGACUGGCAUUUGUGACCUUUACCAGCUGACAACUAAACCGCAGUAUUUCCGAGUGAUAAGGUUACAGCCGUACACUGAUGAAUUUAUG